GUUAGCGAUCUAUUCUUAUAUAAAGCCCCGGAAUCUCCUUCGAGUCAGAUCUACACAAUUAGACCAUACCUUCAAUCUGACGAGUCGUAUGUAUACGAUGUCUGUCGGAAGACAUAUGCUUUGGAAAGAGAAAACAUCACUUUCGAGGAAUCAGAUUUUGUUGGCGAUAAACUUAUCGGCGGUUUCUUGACUUUGAGUCCAGAGUAUUGUUUUAUAGUGGAAGACGAGAUGGGAAUCUGUGGCUAUGCUUUGGCCGCUUUAGACGCUCAACAGUUUAAUAAAAAGCUAGAGAUCUCGUGGACUCCAGAGCUGAACCGUAAAUAUCCGGCGCCGACAGAGAAGUUAAGCGCCGGACAGAAGUUAUCGCCAGUCGAAGAGUUAAUUAAUGACAUGCACUCGAAUAAUGUGGUGAAUAACGCAAUACCAGAAAUGAUUUGUAAGAACCAUCCAUCGGUGGUUAAAAUGUCUGUUUUGCCGCAUAUUAUGGACUUAAGUGUUCCCAAACGGAUACUCGCCUGCAUUAUAGCCGCCCUUAAAGCUAACGGUUCUGUUGGAGUGUUUUCUGAGAUCCCGGCGUCUGAUAAGAAAUUAUUCGACUUUUAUUCCAAACUCGGAUUCUUACACAUCCAGGUGUCCAACGAAUUGCCUAACGAUUGCUCCAUAUUUAUGGGUCGAACAAGUCUUCAAAUUAUGUUACAAAGGAGU
Medioppia subpectinata is the source of this 705-nucleotide messenger RNA. The record is from the annotation of a GenBank genome assembly. Lineage: Eukaryota; Metazoa; Arthropoda; Arachnida; Sarcoptiformes; Oppiidae.